AUGCGAACGCCCUUAUCAACAGAUUUCGUGAUCACAGAGCGCGGAGGCGUAAUCGAAAACCGCCACGCCGUCCACGCCGCCAUCGUCGACAGCACAGGUAACAUUCUAUACAGCGUCGGCGACCCAACACGAAUAACCCUGGCGCGCUCAGCCGCAAAGCCCGCACAAGCAGUAUCCAUCCUUGAAACAGGGGCCUUGGAGAAAUAUGAUCUCACCGAAUCUGAUCUGGCCCUAAUGUGCGCCUCACACAGCAGCGAGGGGCACCACAUCGCGCGGGCGAGAAAUAUCCUCGCCCAAAUCUCCGCUUCGGAAGAUGAUCUCCAAUGCGGCGGACACGUUCCAGUCUCAGACACUGUUCACAAGAAGUGGAUUAAAGCGGAUUUCACCCCGACUCCUGUCUGCAGUAAUUGUUCUGGCAAGCAUGCUGGUAUGAUCGCUGCGGCUAAGGCGUUGGAUACUGAUGUACAGAGUUAUCAUUUACCUGCACACCCGCUUCAGAAACGCAUCAUGCGGACCGUGGAUGAGAUUUGUGGUUUGAAUCCUGGAGAUUCGAAAUGGGGCCUGGACGGGUGUAAUCUUCCUGCGCCGGCAUUUCCGCUGAAUUAUCUUGCGCGCAUGUAUGCUGCUUUUGCGGAUGCCGUGACUCGGAUCCCGGCUUUGGAUGGUGAUGGUGGUGAUGGUGAAAUUACGAGAUUGAGAUCUAUGAGUCGGGUGUUUCAUGCUAUGGCGCGGUAUCCUGAGAACGUGGCAGGUGACGAUCGGUUUUGCACAAUCCUCAUGAGGGCGUUUGGAGGGGAGGUGAUUGGUAAACUUGGUGCCGAUGGGUGCUAUGGUAUUGGCGUGAAGGAUUCAUCGUGGACGAGAGAGAUCGGAGCCACGGGGGGGUAUUGGGAUUGCGGUUAA
Penicillium waksmanii is the source of this 903-nucleotide messenger RNA. Its product is annotated as asparaginase. The record is from RefSeq and is a predicted model, not a curated record. Bases 1 to 903 code for a protein of 300 amino acids. NCBI's taxonomy places the organism in Eukaryota, Fungi, Ascomycota, Eurotiomycetes, Eurotiales, Aspergillaceae. The transcript has a single exon.